Molecule: messenger RNA, 926 nt
Organism: Belonocnema kinseyi
Lineage: Eukaryota; Metazoa; Arthropoda; Insecta; Hymenoptera; Cynipidae
Exons: 3
Coding region: 90-926 (278 amino acids)
Source: RefSeq, a predicted model, not a curated record
AUGUAAUUCCAAUUUCCGGCUAAAAAAGUGUAUCCUAAGUUCCACAGCACAUCACAGUAGCCACACACAUUGUAGCCACAGCUGCCGGGAUGUAUAACAUAGAGAAAAUUGACACACCAAUACUUCAGGAACCUUUAUUCACAACACAGCUAUACCAUGAGACCUGGGACACUGUAUAUUUUAUUAACAUCACCGAAUUGCAACCUGAUGUCGAAUUAUUACAAACUUACGUAAAAUCACUCUCUGAUUAUUUUAAAUCAUUGGACACCAAAUGCAGUACGCAUAAAGCUAUCGACGCACUCAAGGAACGAGUCCUCAAGACCCGCACCAAAUAUGAAAACAUUAGAGCAUUAUCAACAAAACGAACUCGACGUGGACUCUUUAACUUCGUGGGGAGCGCGGCAAAAUAUUUAUUCGGAACCAUGAGCGCAAGUGAGGCUGAACAAAUUAAUACAGACAUUGACGAAGUCUACAACAAAACAAAAGGUAUCGCGACUCUAAUUAAAAACCAAACCAGUCUUUUACAAUCGGCUGUAUCACAAAUACAGGAAAUACAUUAUAAAACCUCAAAAGAUCUAGAACAAAUCCAGCAAUUUACUGGAUCAAUGGCUGAUUCCUUUAACAUACUAAAAGCCAACAUGAACAUUCUAAACUCUUUGUUCAAUAUGGAAAUAAAUUUAGAACAGUUAACUGAUAUGUUACAAUUAAUAGUGACGGCAAUUGCGGAAUCAAGAAAUGGAAUCCUUUCCCCAGAAUUAGCCAAUGAUGUAAUUUCUGGAUUUCUUGCUUCAUUUUGUCCAAGGCGAGAUGUCCCUGCUCGUGUUGUCUGGCUAUUAUGUUCAUUUGCAUUUGGGGUUUACGUACAAUGCGUGGAUAUGCGUCUUCGAUUUUAUAAUGCGCCGUCAGAUUUAAUAAUUUUAAAGUAA